UGUGAUAUGACAUUAAUUGCUAUUUCCCAUGUUUUUAAAUCAUAGUUUGGGCCACAAACCCACAAUUGCAGAACAAUACUAUUAUGAAAAUUACAAAUAAUCAUAAAUACAUUAUAAACAAUCAUUAAUUAACAAAACAUAAAUAAUAGCCCCUAUUUGUUUUUUUAAAUUUCUCUUUGUUUUGUCCAAAUAAUUAUUCAAGUAGUGUCGAACUUUCUCUGAGACCCUUUGAAUUUGUGAAUUUAAAACACAAAUAUAUGUUUUUGAAUCUUGGUCCACGCAUAAUUUUUCAAAACAACAAAGAAAGAAACUACUGAUAAAAACAUAAAUAAUCAUGAUAAUCAUAUUGAUUAAUACAAAAAAACACACUUAAUCCCCAAAUCGACAAAAAGUCGUGACACGUCAUGACGGCCGCCGGAGUGACGUCAUCGCGGUCCCCUCCCUCCACGGCGAGAGCGCACAUUCCUAUUGUCCAAGAUGGCGGCGUCGGCGCUGGUCCUCUGAUGCCGACAUGUUUUCGAACGAGUUUAUCCAGUUUCUUUCCACAAACGUGCUGAUUGUCGGCGUCCGCAGCGGGAGCGAGUCCUUGUCGAAGCCGCCGUGUGCCGCGCCGUGUCCGCCGACCGCCCUGAAGCUCGCUCCGCGGGCCGGAUUCCCGCAGCAGGCGCCGAAAAGUUGGAGCUCCAUCACCCUUUGAAACAUGAAGAGGCAGGCCGGGAGGGAGGCGAGUCCGUCCAGGGCCGCCGCCAAGCGGGUGCGGGAGAGGGAGCGAGAGAGCGCGCGGAGGGAGGAGCUGCCGCCGCCGCCGCCGCCGCCGCCGCCGCUGGCCCUGCUGCUGGCGGAGACCCGCGGGUACCACCGACGGAGCCGCAGCAGGGAGCGCGAGAAGCCGCGGGUGCGGGAGGAGCGGGCGGCCGCCCUGGAGCUCCACCACCGACACGAGCUCAGCCUGCUCGGCCGCCCGCCGCUGCGCACCACGGCGGCGGCGGCGGCGGCGGCGACGGAGCUGCCGGCGGCCAGGCCCGGCACGCUGGAGUACAAGACGCUGCUCAUCAGCAACCUCGGCUCGCAGGUGUCGGACGAGGACGUGGAGGACGCGCUCUUCCACGAGUUCAAGAAGUUCGGCGACGUCAGCGUGAAGCUGUCGCACACGCCGGAGCUGGGCCGCAUCGCCUACGUGAACUUCCGCCAGCCGGAGGACGCCAAGGAGGCGCGGCACGCCAAGUCGUCCAGGCUGGUGUUGGGCGACCGGCAGCUGAAGAUCGAGCCCAUGUACGUGAGGAGGCGGAGUGUCACGCCGCCGGACGUGGGCUACCUCCCUCUGCACGCACCGUAUCCCUACAGGCAGCGGUCCCUGUCUCCUCCGGGGCCCGGGGCCAGCAGCAUCAGGGACCUCCGAGCCCGGCACUACGCCCUGGAGACCCUGGGGCUGAGCAGGGAGAGGGAGAGGCUGCUGGACUUCUACGGCAUGCUGGACGACAGGGGCCGGCCCUACGGCCUCCCUCCCAUGCCGGUCGUGGAGGACUUGAAACCCGAGGACGACCAGAGGGCGACCAGCAACCUGUUCAUUGGAAACCUGGACGGUAACGUCGCCGAAGCGGAACUGAGGAGGGGCUUUGACAAGUACGGCAUCAUCGAGGACGUGGUGAUUAAGCGCCCCGCUCGUGGACAGGGCGGCGCGUACGCGUUUGUGAAGUUUCAGAACCUGGACAUGGCCCACCGGGCCAAGGUGGCCAUGCAGGGGCGGCCGAUCGGCGGCAACCCCAUAAAGAUUGGAUACGGCAAAGCCAAUCCCACCACACGGCUCUGGGUGGGCGGCCUUGGACCCGGAAACUCCCUCGCAGCGCUGGUUCGGGAGUUCGACCGGUUUGGAAGCAUACGGAAUAUCGACUACGUGAAGGGGGACAGUUUUGCGUACAUCCAGUACGAAAGUCUGGACGCCUCACAGGCCGCCUGCUCCCAGAUGAGGGGGUUUCCUCUGGGCGGCCCCGAGCGGCGUCUGAGGGUGGACUUUGCUAAAGUUGAGGAGAGCCCCUCUCGGGCGUUUCCCUCCGGCUACCAGCCCCCCGUCGCACUGCCCGCCAACUACGACCUCCUCGUGGAGCCCUACAGCCGCCACCGCAGCCUGGAACGAGAGCUGAGGGGAGCCAGGGACCGCUCGUCGCCGCCCACACACAGCGCCCUCACCCCGAGGGAGAGAGACAGGGCCGCGGUGGAGAGAGACUACACCACCAGCCCGACGCGUAGUCUGGAGAGGAGGGCGGGAGCGGUGGAAGCGUUCGGCAGGAGUGGUAGAACGGCGAGGAGCCGCAGCAGGAGCAGGGAGCGAUGGCUGAAGGAGAGGGAGGAGAGGCGGAGCCGCAGGAAGAGCAGGAGCGUGUCGGCUGACAGACAGACGGAGGAGAGGGAGAAGGAGCGGGAGAAGGAGAGGGGGAGGUCGAGGGUUCGAGGCCCGGGAGCGGCGGUCUCUCCGGAAGUGAGCCCGGACCGGGCGCGGGUCCGAGCGCCCGACUCCACCACCGAGCCGAGAGACCACUCCGCCGACAGCGGUGGAGGAGGAGGAUCACGGCGCACUGCCGCCACCACCAACGAAGAAGAUCCUCCGUCGUCCGGCCGCCACCACAGCAAGAAGUCGUCCAGCACGCACGCCAACAACAACAACCACCAUCGAACCAGCGAGGUCGUCGCCGCCGGCUCACCCGCCGUCCACACGGACACGCACACCGCCUCCCCUCCGAGCUCGCUGUCCGAGUUCGCCCAGGCCUCGCUCGCCAAGACGUGGCACGGCUUCUUCGCACUGAAGAACAGCAGCUUCCCCGCGGAGCUGUACAUGCUGGAGGGCGGGAAGUCGUUCUUCAACGCCGUGAUGAAGGAGAGCCUGAAGCAGCAGAGCCAGAACCAGCCCGGCCAGCUGAAGAUCGCCCAGCGGCUCCGCAUGGACCAGACGCGGCUCGACGAGGUGACGCGCCGCGUCAAGCUGGGGCGGCCCGAGGGCUUCGCCAUCCUGCUGGCCCUCCAGGGGCCAAUCGACCGCCAGGCCCCCGCCCCCGAGCCGGGGCUGCAGGCACGCCUGCUGCGCCACCUGGUGACCUACCUGCGCAACAAGGAGGCGGCCGGAGUCGUGAGCCUGCCCGCCGCCAAGGAGGGCGGCGCCGGGGCCAUGCUGUACGCCUUCCCGCCCGGAGACUUCUCCCAGCAGUACCUGCAGGCGGCCAAAAGGACUGUGGGUAAUCUGGAUGAGGAGCACAUGGUGAUUGUGAUCGUAACUGACACUAAUUGAUUUAAUCGUACUGACGAGUGUGUACAGUACAUGUACAGACGCACACACACUCGCCUGGCGACUACAGAUAACUUCCAUGUUUUUUUUUAAAAAGAUGCUUUUACUGUUUUAUUCAGUGUCUUCUAAAGGAAUCAUGGCGACCGACACUACGUCUUUUACUCUCUUGGUCUUUUACUACUCCACGUCUCCCUCCCUCCGACGUCGCCUCGUUCAGACCAUGUGUUUCUGAAGCAGCGAGGAUGUGAACGUCUGCGCCUGCUGCUCGCACAGGGCUGUGAAAUACAACACUAAACCGAGGGGGUUUGUCCAUAUGCUUGUUUACUUUAUUUGCCUUUUUGGGGUUGUUGUUUUUUUCUACUUUUUCUUUGAGCUGAAUUUAUUGGCCAUGUUGUUUCAUGUAAGAUCUCUGAGGUUUUUAUACAAAAGCGAUUGUACUGUAAACUGAAAGUGUUCCUCUCUGGCUCCACUCCGACUGUUAUGAGGGUUUGUUUGUUUUGUGUUUUUUUUAAAGCACCCAGCCAGUUCGGCCCAUAGAGACUCGAGUGGAUUUCCUGACCCCGUCCCUGAGACUGUUUACUAUUCAUAGUUUAGUGUUUGUAUCAGUUCAACCAUUCCAGUUUAGAAAGGGGUGUGUGUGUGUGUGUGUGUGUGUGUGUGUGUGUGUGUGUGUGUGUGUGUGUGUGUGUGUGUGUGUGUGUGUGUGUGUGUGUGUGUGUGUGUGUGUGUGUGUGUGUGUGUGUGUGUGUGUGUGUGUGUGUGUGUGUGUGUGUGUGUGUGUGUGUGUGUGUGUGUGUGUGUUGCAUGCAGGAAAAGAAAAGAAAAAAAGUUUUAUAUUGAAACCCAUGCUUCCCUUUCAGUACGCUUGUCGACACUUGGGAUGUUCCUCUAUUUGCCGAAGGUUCGUUUAGCUGUUAAUCUACCGGUGCGAGGUUUGUGUUUGUGUAACCGACUGCGGAUUUUUUAUAUUAAAUUUGAAUUCAUCCACCCAUCCAUCUUUAACCCAUCUCUUCUUUUUUUUGCUUUUCAUCUGCCAAGGUGUUUUCAUCAGUUGAGUCCUGCAGUUUUCAUUUUAAACUACAACAUCACUCGGUAGAGAUCAAACCUCCGCCCAAGUCCCAACAGUCCAAAAACACACAUCACGUAGAUGUUAGUCCCCUAAAUAUGUCUUAGAUCCCCCAAUGUUAAAGGAAGUGAAAAAGUAAUAAUAAAUAAUAUUCCUGGAUCUGCCCCUUUAUCCUGGCUCGUUCCACUUGUUGUGUAGUUUUUGUGUCGUCCUGCUGAUAAACAAACUUGGCGGAGAUAAUCAAACCUUGACGUGUGAGGAAUGAGGAGAUUUGAUGUUCGCCUCCGUAAACAUACAAACAACACGCGCGUGUGUAAUUUUAGUGAAUGUCACCAAGCGUUUGAGAACAGUUAAUGUUUUUAACACUAAACUCUUCAUGUAACCGAACUCGCCCUGACUUAUUUUUCUAACAUUGAACUUCAGUGAAUUGUUGUGCCAAGAUAAUAUUUUAGUCAAAACAGAUUUAAAGUACUACUAUGUCCACCCAGAUAUCGAAUGAAACAUUUGAGUCUGAGGGAAAUAAAGACAAUACAUGGGGGCAAAAGACUUUGUCUCUUGUUGUUGGUGUGUGACACUUUGGAAACGUUAAUGCGCAACUAGGUGGAAGGUCGACUCACUGCGCCUGCUCCGCUUAUCGUUUCACAGAAUCGGUGGGCAAGAGUGAAAAAUGUGUCCGGUUUCGUGAUUCUGUCAAAAAUGCAGCUAAAUGUGUAAAAGUUGAGGUGAAAUAUUCGAUAUGCGCAAAACACAGGAAGAUUUUGGUUCUAAGGUAUAAAAGUACAUAGCGCGGGUGAACGUCAGCAGGUAGAAAAGAAAAGGCAGGUUGAUUCAUCUGAUGACGAUUAUAUCAAUGUUUUAAUGGCAACAUUUUUUACAUUCUGUAAAAUGUCAGGAAAAGUAAAUUUUGCCAAAAAGGCCAAAGUAACAUUUUCAAAUUGCAUUUUGGAGAUAUUCACGUAACUGCGACCGGAGAACGAAGAAAACGUCAAAUCUGUGCUGGAGAAGCUGAACUCAGAAAUCUUGGCUUUUUGCAGGAAAAACAUUAUUAUUUUCUCUGAAUCAUCUGAGCUGUAGAAAAUACUGUUUUCCUAGAAGGUUAAACACCUAAAUUUAGAGCCCGGCCGAUGUGGGGUUUUUUGGGGACCGAUGCCAUUACAGAUAUUGGAGUAAAAAAUGUCGUCUUCUGAUGUAUCGAUUAUUGUAAACAAACUACAAUUUGUUAUGGACAGUGGCAAACACACAUGCUGAUAUGAUACAGUUCUGUCUGUUAAAGGAUCAUAUCGGACGAUUUUUAUUGAUCGCCGACAAAUUGGUCGGGCUCUACUUUAAACAUUAAGUAAAUAAUAAAUUAAUAACAUUUGCCUGCAGACAAGUACAACUGUGUUCAUGCCUCUACUGUUUUACUUUAAAAAAAAAAUCAUAGACUGUCUUUUCUUCCUCCUGUGAUAGAACUUUAUGUGGUUGUAUUUACCAGUGUUGGAAAGUAACUGGGUACAUUUACUUUACUGAAGUAUAUAUUUUACUUGAUUAUUUCAGUAUCUGCUACUUUAAUCUUCUCCUACGGUCACGUCACCAUGACAACACUACAGCUCGACUUCUCUUUUCUUUUGCGUCUGCCGUUCUCACGUUUCGCAGCCGAGUCGUCGGUCAGAAAGUUCGUGGAUCUCUGGCUUGAAUGUGUUGGAUGAAAAGUGAAUCGGACCCCGAGAGGUUGGAACUGUGAGGGCGGAAAAGAUGUCACACAGAAACUGUUCAUGAAUGUUUAUCAACACAUGAUAUAUACCUGUUUUGUACAAAUAUGCCAUUAAAGAAGAUAAAGAUGUUAAAAAAAUAAAACUGUACUUUUUAUAUGAUCCGCCCUCGAUGAGCGAUGCUUUUUCCAUCUCGUCUUCACUCGUGGUGUCUUGUGCUUUGACCAAUAAUGUCACGCGGACCAGCUGGUGGAGAACAAAUCCACGACGACAAUCUGUUAUUUGUACAGAGUUCCUCUUGGCUUUUGUUUUUGUGUCAAAUAUAUAGAUGCAUGUUAUUCUGCAUUUUAAAAAAAAUGUAAUAAACAUUUUAUGCUCUUUGUAA
Messenger RNA from Scophthalmus maximus (turbot), 6419 nucleotides. It is a transcript of the gene rbm15b, whose product is annotated as RNA binding motif protein 15B. The record is from RefSeq and is a predicted model, not a curated record. The coding region runs from base 701 to 3280 and encodes 859 amino acids. Gene Ontology annotation, biological process: regulation of alternative mRNA splicing, via spliceosome. Gene Ontology annotation, cellular component: nucleus. Gene Ontology annotation, molecular function: mRNA binding. The transcript has a single exon. NCBI's taxonomy places the organism in Eukaryota, Metazoa, Chordata, Actinopteri, Pleuronectiformes, Scophthalmidae.